Molecule: messenger RNA, 2687 nt
Organism: Dermacentor silvarum
Lineage: Eukaryota; Metazoa; Arthropoda; Arachnida; Ixodida; Ixodidae
Product: Y+L amino acid transporter 2-like
Exons: 8
Coding region: 295-1137 (280 amino acids)
Biological process (GO): amino acid transmembrane transport
Cellular component (GO): membrane
Molecular function (GO): L-amino acid transmembrane transporter activity
Source: RefSeq, a predicted model, not a curated record
CAUUAAGUGCGCUUGCUGUAACCGAAGGUUCGAAUUUAAAAGCCGUGGCGGCGGUCACGAAAUAAUCUGGUGACACCUACUUCAUUCUCGAGUGGAGGAUUCAGUUUUUUCUCUACGCAAAGGUGGCAAAGUUCGCAGGUCCGUAUAUAUAGGAGCGUCAGCGUCCCCUCGAUGGCUGAACGUUGCCUUGCCAUCCAUUGUGCUCUGCAGAAACGUAAUCUGUCGACAAUGUCUGUCUAGUGUGCCUGAGGAGAGAUCCGAGAUAAGACACUCAGCGUUCACGUUGGUGCAGUGAUGGAGCAAGGUUCAAUGGAUGCGAAGAAAACCGCUGAUGAUGCCGAGAUUCGUUUGAAGAGGCAACUCGGCUGGGUUGGUGGCACUGCUGUCCUGGUUGGAAACGUGAUAGGGUCUGGGAUAUUCAUUACACCAAGUUUGAUAUUUCUAAAUUCGGGAUCAGUUGGUGUAGCCCUUCUGAUAUGGUGUCUGAGCGGGAUGCUUUCGCUGAUGGGCGGCCUGUGCUACGCGGAACUAGCAGCCGUGCUGCCAGCCUGCGGCGGCGACUACGCCUACGUCGUCGCUGCGGGCAGGUCUCUGGGCAGGGCCGGCGAUGUGGCAGCCUUCAUGUGCGCCUGGAGCUUCACUACGCUGUCGGACCCGUUAGGGGGAGCCACGCAGGGACUCACAUUCUCGACGUACGCUCUGAGCCUGGCCUACCCUGACUGCGCACCUCCGUACGCGGCCAGCGUUCUCGUCGCCGUGACUUUCACGUGCCUGGCUACCGCACUUAACUGCGUCGCCACCAAAACCUCGUCGUGGCUGCAGGAGGCACUGUCAACAGUGAAAUGUCUGAUCCUGCUGUCCAUUGUGAUCACAGGAGCAGCAUAUUUUGCCAGAGGUAAAAGUGAGCUCGAGGCGCCCCUAUUCUCCACUAGCGUUAGAACAUCGGGAAUCGUGGACGCCUUCUACGGGGCCCUGCUGUCUUUCUCAGGAUGGAAGUACGUAAGCUUCAUUGCCGAAGAAAUGACGGACCCUGUCCGCAACCUGCAGCGGUCUCUCAUGGCAGGUCUCCUCAUCGUAACCGUCAUCUACGUCUCACCAACCUCUCCUACGCCGUGGUCCUGGACUUUCCGACUUUGACGAGCACCGAUGCCAUUGCGUCGGCUUUCGCGCUCAGGACUUGGGGCGCCGUGGGCUACGCGGCCAUACCCGUAGCGGUUUCCGUAAGCGUCUUUGGUAUGCUUUGCGCGUCCUUCUUCAGCGCGUCCCGCUUUGUCCUGGCAGCAGCCAGGACAGGACACUUGCCUCGAGUCCUGUCCCUCGUCACCGUCGACUCACGCGUACCACUUACAUGCGUGAUCUUGAAGGGCGCCCUUUCCGUCAUCUUCGUCUUCUUCGGUUCGGUGCAAUCCCUGAUCCAGGCUGCCGUGUUCGUCGAGACCCUGUGGGACAUUUUUGUGGUGCUCUCCCUGAUCGUACUGCGCUUCACGAUGAAGGACAGGGGGCGAUCGUACAAGGCACCCCUCGUUGUAGUCCUUUUGAAGCUGGUGUCAUCCGUCACUUUGGUUAUCGUUCCGCUGAUUCAACCUACCGACAGCUACAAGUAUCUAGUGAUCGCGGGCAUUUACGUCGUGGGCCUCUUGUACUACCUCUUCUUCGUCGGCAUGCUUUGGGACUGUCGGGCAGCAAGAGUGCUAGCGGAGGUACUUCAGAAGUUGAUGCUUUUGGUGCCUUGUUUCGACGAGCUCACGUUUAUACUUGAACGCAAGAGCAAUGAUCAAAAUAUUUCUAAAGAAUUGCCCGCUUCUGUGCGUCAGUCACAGCAAGUUCAAAGCACUGAGCAGUCAUUGUACUUCGUGGAAGCAGUCAAAGAAGUAAAGGGUGAUUCUUCGCAAGCUGUGGCAGAACGGUCUCGACAAAAAGAUACGACCAUACGGCGUCCCUUGAAUGCAUCAGGGGCAAACAAAACUUACUCGACCAUUGAGUCAGCGGCCACAAGAUUUUAGCUGUGUAUACUAAAUGUUACAUCACAGCCGAUAAUUCAUACAGUACAGAGUACGACUGUCCAUCGAGUGUCAUCAAGUCGCGCUUCCACUGUCCAUAGAAUGUGGGCGUCUGCAUGAAAAUAACAGUGAAUAGUAGGUCCGUGAACUCGGGUCAACUCGUUUGCAUCUAUCUCAGCUUCAUCAUCCGAUAUGCAUGGGUCAUUAUUUCAUCAUGUAAUAUUUGUGUGUUCAGAUUACAAUCAAACUUUGUUGAUGAAGUCGUGGACGAAAAUUCCCCACAAUGUUAAUAACUCAAUCAACACUCAAUCAACACUGCUUCCUUACUAUUCUGCAUAACCUUCAGCGUUUAGUUUAAGUACUGAUCUCUGCGACAUGAGGGCCCGAAUCCGCAACAGUUCUAUUAAAAUGCAAACGUUUCCUUACUGGCCUCUGAUGAUUACAAUCAUGAGCCGCCGCUCAUCUUAGUAAUCCUCAUGAUACGAACAUGAGCGCUGAGCCUAAGAUCAAUCUCAUUUGGCACAUGCUCGAGAUAGGAAUUGUCAGUGCGGGAUUAAUAUAAUGCAUGCCUAAGCUUUUCCGCAAAAUCAACAAUUAUCUUCUCGUUUAUGUGAAAAUUUCUGUGAUUAUGACGUUGUGUGUUCUCUCAUAUUGAGCUCACGAAGAAAGGAUGCUACGCUGAAAGCA